Messenger RNA from Glycine soja, 2984 nucleotides. RefSeq names its product beta-1,3-galactosyltransferase GALT1-like. NCBI's taxonomy places the organism in Eukaryota, Viridiplantae, Streptophyta, Magnoliopsida, Fabales, Fabaceae. The record is from RefSeq and is a predicted model, not a curated record. Gene Ontology annotation, molecular function: UDP-galactose:N-glycan beta-1,3-galactosyltransferase activity; carbohydrate binding. The coding region runs from base 755 to 2674 and encodes 639 amino acids. The transcript has 8 exons. Gene Ontology annotation, cellular component: Golgi membrane.
AGUGUUUCUGAUUUUUUUUCUUUCUAGUUUUCUCCUGAUUAUAAUUUAUGGUUUUAAUUACGAUGGAAAUGGGUUAAAUUUUUAUAUUGUAUUGUUGCUAUGUUGACCUAACGGUGGUUGUUUGCUAAGUGAAGGCAUUGACCAGUGAACACUUGUAAAUUGCUACAAUACUUUAUUUAAAGUGGGAAGCGUUUUUUCUUCAAUAAAUGUUAACAGGAUACAUGGAAAGUAUUUUCAUUAGGUGGCAAAGGAACCUGAAGCGGUGAUAACUAAUAACCAAUCUGAAGUUUGUGUUGCAAAGAAAAUUGUGACCAUGAUCCAUAUUACUUCAUGGUGGUGUAAAAAUUCAACGGUUCUUGUGAUGAUGUUUGAAUCCACUAAUUGUUGAUGACUUGGUUUGGUAUGCUAGCUAAAUCUCAUGCUUUCCAAAUAAUUCUCAUGGUGGAUGUAUCUGCUUUCAACACAUGCUUCCAAAGGAUGAUAGUUGGUAUUGAUAUUUGAUUAUCAGUUACAUAGCAGACUAAAAAGAAAGAAUUGAAUCUUGCACUGCUAAUCAGUGAAAGUUUUCCUACAGUUAUUUCUUUGAAUCUGAUAUACCAUCUGCAUCCCUUUUUUUUCUUCUAUGUUUGUUUCCUCCAUAAUUACCACAAGGGAUUGUAUGAAAGAUAAUGACCAAUUUAGUAGUAGUUUGACAUCCUUGUGAUCUAGUACCAUGAAGAUUCAGGACUAUUGACUCGUUCAUAGGAUCAUCAAAAUGAAGAAGUUGUAUGGAGGAGUUCUGAUUGCCUCACUGUUUACGUUGUUUAUGCUUAUGAUCCUGCGAUACGGGGUCAUGAAAAAUCCUAUUGGUGAAGGUUAUCUGACUAUACCUGUCCUCAUUAAUGGUACUAAUCCUCUAUUAUGGAUAAAUCCCACAGUACCGGAUGCUAUUAAAAAACAUCCAGAUGGUCAUUCUCAAGUUAUUUCUUCUGAUAUUUUAGUAUCUAGCCUCUUUACUGGGAGCAACUUUUCCAAAGAAGAGCAACAAGCUCUGCAGACAUGGAACCAAUUGAACCACUUAAUUGAUAAUGUUCAGGGUUUACCCAAUGCAGCAGAAGCUAUCAAGGAGGCUGCCAGUGUGUGGAAUAGCCUUAUUUCCUCAAUUGAAGAGCAAAAGCAAGGUCAUGGAAAUGAUAGUUCAAGAGCUAAAGAGAAGCAGUGUCCCCAUUUUCUUAAUAACAUGAAUUCCACUGAACUUGGUAAUAGUAGUUAUAAACUGCAAUUACCUUGCGGCCUGACACAAGGUUCUUCCAUCACCAUAAUUGGCAUUCCAAAUGGCCUGCUAGGUAAUUUUCGGAUUGACUUGACUGGAGAACCACUUCCUGGGGAGCCUGAUCCUCCAAUUGUUUUGCACUAUAAUGUUCGGCUUCAUGGGGAUAAAAUCACUGAGGAUCCAGUAAUUGUCCAAAACUCCUGGACUCAAGCUCAUGAUUGGGGUGAAGAGGAUCGUUGUCCAUCCCCUACUCCUGAAAAGUUUGACAAAGUUGAUGAUUUGGAGCAGUGCAAUAAGAUUGUAGGGAAGAACAUUAGCCAACGUCACCCAGCUGGCAUGCAUUCCCACACUUCAAGACAAUCUUCAACAAUGGACGAACAAUCAGUAAAUAGGAAAUACUUUCCUUUUAAGCAAGGUUACCCAUUUGUGGCAACUCUUAGAGUGGGAUCUGAAGGAAUCCAGAUGACAGUUGAUGGGAAGCACAUAACCUCGUUUGCUUUCCGUGAAACUUUGGAGCCAUGGCUAGUCAGUGAAAUAAAAAUCUCAGGGGACCUCAAAUUAAUAUCUAUUCUUGCCAGUGGUUUGCCCACAUCAGAGGAUUCAGAGCAUAUUAUUGACCUAGAAUCAUUGAAAUCAAGUCCUAUAUCUGCACAGACCCCAUUGGAUCUCUUCAUUGGUGUUUUCUCUACUGCUAACAAUUUCAAGCGUCGGAUGGCUGUUAGAAGAACCUGGAUGCAGUACAAUGCAGUUCGAUCAAAUACAACAGCUGUGCGCUUCUUUGUUGGUUUGCAUAAAAGCACUGUAGUUAAUGAAGAGUUGUGGAGAGAAGCACGGACUUAUGGAGACGUGCAGCUGAUGCCAUUUGUUGACUACUACAGCCUCAUCACCUGGAAAUCUUUAGCUAUCUGCAUUUUUGGGACACAAGUUUCUGCAAAGUUUGUCAUGAAGACAGAUGAUGAUGCAUUUGUCCGGGUAGAUGAAGUUCUAGACUCUUUGCACAGAAUCAAUGCGGAUCAUGGGUUACUAUAUGGACUCAUCAAUUUGGAUUCCAGACCUCAUCGAAAUACAGAUAGCAAAUGGUACAUCAGCCCAGAGGAAUGGAGCGAAGGAACUUAUCCUCCUUGGGCACAUGGUCCCGGCUAUGUGGUCUCACAUGAUAUCGCUAGGACGGUGUCCAAGAAAUUCAGAGAGAACCAUUUGAAGAUGUUUAAACUAGAAGACGUUGCAAUGGGAAUCUGGAUCGCUGACAUGAAGAAGGAAGGUCUAGAAGUUCGCUAUGAGAAUGAGGUCAGAGUGUACCCUGAAGGUUGUAAGGAUGGUUAUGUGGUUGCCCAUUACCAAGGCCCUAGGGAGAUGCUCUGUUUGUGGCAGAAGCUUCAGGUAGAUAAACGUGCAAAAUGCUGUGGUGAUAGUAGGAAAUGAUUGAUGACUGACCAGGUUACAACUUACUGAAAAUAAAUAAAAGAAAAAGAUCCCCCUUUUGAAUGGCUGGGGAGCUUGUAUAAUGAUUAGAAUAGUUAGCUUUAGCCUGAAAUUAUUAGAAAUGGUUAAUGGUAGGGCAUAUUCUUAGUCAUUAAUUCGUUUAAGUAAAUCUGAUGAUUGUUCUAUGUAGAGAGAGAGAGAGAGAUUUGUAUAGAUCGGUCAAUCGGAAAUAGUUUAUCAGAUUUUCUGGCACCUAAUCAAUUUUGAUUGAGAUGUCAUUAUACUAAGAAACCACAAUUUUUUAUUUUUA